Molecule: messenger RNA, 812 nt
Organism: Eurytemora carolleeae
Lineage: Eukaryota; Metazoa; Arthropoda; Copepoda; Calanoida; Temoridae
Product: protein tumorous imaginal discs, mitochondrial-like
Exons: 9
Coding region: 33-797 (254 amino acids)
Biological process (GO): negative regulation of apoptotic process; mitochondrion organization
Cellular component (GO): mitochondrion
Molecular function (GO): heat shock protein binding
Source: RefSeq, a predicted model, not a curated record
AGAAGUCAGUUUUAAAAAUAUAUAACUACAGGAUGUCUGUUUCUGCAAAAUUUCUCCCUUUCCAAAGUAUUUUCACAAGAUCCUACAGUUCUGGAAGUCUAGUCCUAAACCUAAAGAAGUUCUCCUCUGUUACAUUCUCCUCAACUUCACUCUUCUCCUCAAACCACUCAAUCACUUCAUGUUCAUCAAUAUGCUUUACUUCCUAUUCCUUCUCUUCAGGCAACAGACAACUCCACAGUUCCUCCAGACUAUCCUCUAAAGAUUAUUAUUCAACCCUAGGCGUAUCUAAAUCUUCGUCACAGAAGGAGAUUAAAAAGGCAUAUUAUCAAUUGGCAAAGAAAUUCCAUCCUGACACAAACAAGGAUCCAGAUGCAGCUAAAAAGUUUCAAGAAGUCAGUGAAGCUUAUGAAGUGCUUGGAGAUGAAGAUAAAAGAAAACAGUUUGAUGCUUACGGAACCAUAGGUGAUCAAUUCGGCGGUAUGGGCGGUGGCGGUUAUCAGCAGGCGGGUUGGGACUUUAAAUCAAAUGUUGACCCAGAAGAACUAUUUAGAACUAUUUUUGGAGACAGAGGUUCACCUUUUGGAAAUUUUGGACAACAGCAAGCGCCCCACCAGGAUUUUGAUUUUGGACCUAAGGAAUACCAUGUUAAUCUCACGUUCCAGCAAGCAGCUAAAGGUGUAAACAAGGAUAUGAAUGUGACUAUUCUUGAUAACUGCAAGAGUUGCAAGGGGACGGGAAGUGAACCAGGAUCUAAACCAGAACGCUGCCCUAACUGUAACGGUAAGUAUUCUAACUGAAAGUUGUCCCUAACU